Messenger RNA from Cyanistes caeruleus (blue tit), 2126 nucleotides. Lineage: Eukaryota; Metazoa; Chordata; Aves; Passeriformes; Paridae. The record is from RefSeq and is a predicted model, not a curated record.
GGGGCCAGAGGAGCGGCGCUCCGGGCCGCGCUGCGCCCGGCGGAGUGCGAGCAUGAGCGGCGGGGAUGCCGGUGGGGGCCGGACGGGCACCCUCAGCUACGGCCUCCCCUCCAUCCCCUCCAGCAAACUCCCGGACUUGCGUUUUAUCAGCCGGGGCGCUUACGGGACCGUGUCCGCCGCCCGCCACGCCGACUGGAGGGUCCCGGUGGCCCUCAAGUGCCUGCAGGGGCCGCUGCUAGACAGCGAUAGAAACCACCUUCUAAAAGAAGCAGAGAUACUGCACAAAGCCAGGUUUAGUUACAUACUGCCAAUUUUGGGAAUUUGCAACGAGCCUGAAUUUCUGGGGAUAGUAACAGAAUACAUGGCCAAUGGGUCAUUAAACCAGCUAUUACAUGGGAAAGAUGUAUAUCCUGACAUUCCCUGGUGCCUGAGAUUCCGCAUUCUUCAUGAAAUUGCUUUGGGAGUAAACUAUUUGCACAACAUGAAUCCUCCAUUACUGCACCAUGACUUAAAAACCCAAAACAUUUUGCUGGAUGAUGAGUUUCAUAUCAAGAUUGCAGAUUUUGGCAUGUCCAAAUGGCGUGUCAUAUCCAUGUCGCAAUCACGAAGUGAAUCCUCUUUGCCAGAAGGAGGGACAAUUAUCUACAUGCCACCUGAGGAUUACAACCCCAGUCAGAAAACCCGGGCAAGUGUGAAACAUGAUAUCUACAGUUAUGCAGUUAUCAUGUGGGAAGUAAUGUCAAGGAAACAGCCAUUUGAAGAAGUUAUAAACCCCUUGCAGAUAAUGUACAGCGUGUCACAGGGACAGCGACUAGACUUGAGUGAAGGAAGUCUACCAAUGGACAUUCCUCAUCGAGGGCUUAUCAUGUGCUCAGUCUUGUUGCUUAUAAUAAGGUGCUUGGCUGCUUUCUUCAUGUCUGUACUCUUCCCUUGUUUAGAAUGUUUAAUAGACCUGGAGCCAGUUCUGCGAACAUUUGAUGAAAUAGCUAUGCUGGAAGCAGUAAUUCUGUUGAAGAGAUCGAAGUCACUAUAUGAAUCACAAAGUAUUUACAAGAGUGGAAAGAAAGCAAAUGUGGAACAGAUAUCUCUAAAUAUACCUCUGAAUCCUGAAAAGCCAACGUACUAUAGCUCCAUACAGUGUGAUGCACUUCCUCUUCGGAGCAUCUCUCCAGAUACAUCAAAAUUCAAGUCUAUUCCCCAGUGUAAUAUCCUCUCAUCAGAUGGAGAUUCUGGGUGUCUACACUCUCUCAGCAGCCAGAGCAUGGAUGGAAAUCUGUCUGUAACUCAGAGUGCCAGACCCCUUGUGCAUCCAAACAGUACUGUUCUCUCAUCUGACAAGAAUAUUUCAGAUGCCUCAAGUUCUGCAUCCUCUGUGCUGACAUCAUCACCAAUUCCUUCAGUACCAGGUCGGGUUGAACACUGGAACAGGUUGCCCAUGGAGGCUGCAGAAGUACCAUCACUUGGAGAUGCUCAAAAUUCAGCUGGACAAGGCCCUGAGCAACCUGAAUUAUCCUUGAAGUUGGCCCAGCUUUAUUUUGUAUUGGAAACCAUACAACAGAAUGUAGCACAUCAGUGGAUCCAAAGUAAAAGAGAAGAAAUUAUUGAUCAGAUGACUGAAGCAUGUUUGAAUCAAUCACUGGAUGCUCUUCUAUCAAGAUUUUUGCUCAUGAAAGAAGAUUAUGAACUUAUAAGCACUAAACCUACAAGGACAUCAAAAGUACGACAACUUCUUGAUACUUCAGACAGCCAAGGAGAGGAAUUUGCCAGAGUUAUAGUACAGAAGUUGAAAGAUAACAAACAGCUAGGACUUCAACCUUAUCCAGAUAUUGUAUCUAAUUCUCAAAGACUGCAUCUUUAAAUUUAUUCUUUCUUUUUGAAACCAUGUGAAUAUUUCUUACAUGAUUCUUGAUUCUAUAUAGUAUUUUAUACAUGUGCAGCUUUGUCUUUACUGUGCCUUUCUAGAGUCUCAGAAAUGGCCCUGAGUUCUAGCCUGCAUUUGGUCAGUGACCAAAUAAUAAGUUGGAGUGCAAUCAUAAAGCCAAACACUUGACAGUUGUUGACUCAUUUUGUAAAAGUAUUUUGUUUAUACAUGGCAAAGAAAAACAUUAAAGUUUUACCAUUUUACA